Messenger RNA from Manduca sexta (tobacco hornworm), 2825 nucleotides. Its product is annotated as beta-1,3-galactosyltransferase 5. The transcript has 2 exons. NCBI's taxonomy places the organism in Eukaryota, Metazoa, Arthropoda, Insecta, Lepidoptera, Sphingidae. The record is from RefSeq and is a predicted model, not a curated record. Gene Ontology annotation, molecular function: hexosyltransferase activity. Gene Ontology annotation, cellular component: membrane. The coding region runs from base 145 to 1158 and encodes 337 amino acids.
UUUGACAUAUGCAAGAGACAAUAGUUGAAUAUUACUUUUUGAUAGGCAAGGAAAAUAAAACAUUUAUAUUAAAUGUAAAAGUUUCGUGAAAUAUGUAUUUUAAAGCAUAUAAUAAGUGACAUUACAUAUAUUCAAACGAUAGCAAUGAAGGAGAGUCAACGCGUAGACAAAAACGAAAUGUUGACCAUACAUAAAAUUCUGUUUACGUUAUGUUCUAUUGUGAUAAUUUACAAUUAUUAUUACACUGAAGUGAAUGUGGUUUGUGUAAAGGACCCGAAAUUUACACUUCUCGACCCCCAAAAUACAACAGUUAUUAAAGUAGACGAUGUUUACGAUCAACUUAUUGAUAUCAAGAAUUUUUCGUUCAAAAUAAAUCCUCAGCCUUGCGAUGAGUACCCAGCAGGCUUCUUACUCAUGAUUAUCGUAUCUUCGAACCCUAGUAACUUUGAUAACAGGAUGGUUAUUCGUAGCACAUGGGGCCGAGAGAUAGAGUCGACAAAAUUAGUGUUCCUUGUUGGUGAGCCAGAAAACUUAACUAUUUCUCAGAAAGUGCUAGCUGAGAGCGCUCUGUACGGAGACAUAGUCCAAGGUAACUUUAAAGAUGAAUACAGAAACAUGACUUACAAGCAUGUGAUGGGAUUGAAAUGGGUUUCCCAUCACUGUUCACAAGCCAAAUAUGUUUUGAAGACAGAUGAUGAUGUGAUAGUUAAUUUGGACGCGUUGUUACACUUCCUGGGGCGGGAACUGUCGCCAUGGGGUGCGAAAGGUUUGAUAACUUGCCAUGUUGCGGUACAUGCAGAGGUGCAGAGGUCUGAUGAAUCAAAAUGGAAAGUGACUGCCGAGGAAUACAAGUUUGAAUUUUAUCCCAAUUAUUGUGCAGGUUGGGCUAUUCUUUACUCCCAAGAUGUGGUACCACAGCUACUCAAAGCCGCACAAAACACACCAUAUUUUUGGAUUGAUGAUGUACACAUAACAGGGGACUUAGCACAGAAGAUUGGUGUUGCCAGAACCCAAUUAUCCAAUUUAAUCUUGAGCUCGAGGAAGGCAGAUGUGUUGGCCAAACUGGGACCAAGAUAUGCCGGCCAUUUCCUAUUCGGACCUCCAGAUUUGAAGGUUGAGAGGAUUAACCAACUUUGGCAUGCCUUACAUGAUUCAUAAUAGUAUUAUGCAAUAUCUAUGAGUAUGUGGCUUUCCAGUAUAUGGGUUAGCUGUGCUACAGGGAUCGCUGCAGUCCAUGGAUGGCAAAUACCGUUUACCAUCAGGAAAACAAUUUGUAAUAAACCAGUUUUUAAAGACAUAGGUGAUAAUAACUUAGAUGCAUUUAAGAUGAAAGGUGGAGUUAUAUUUGUAAAAUAUUGCUAUCAAAGAUUCGUUUUUAGGUAUAUGCUAUCAUAGGUAAAUGUGAAUUGCUAUGUUUAUGUUUUUUAUAACUUAAUUUAUAACAACUGUUAGGUCUCAAAUGACAAUCUAGUAUUGUGCUUAUAAUACUAACUUCACACAGCCUGAAAAUUCUUUGAGAAAUUCUCAGGUCUGCUGAUUUCCUCACAAUGUUUGCCUUCACCGUUAAAGCAAGUUAUAAUUCACAAAGUAUACAUACAUAACUUUAGAAAAAUUAGAUGUAUUUGCCCUUGAGUUUUAAACCUGUCGAUAUUCGUCUCAGCAGUCCAUUCCACUCGCAACUAGGCUCUUGCUGCUUUUAUGGAUAGAGUGAUUAUGAGAAAGGUUGAAAUAUGUAUAAUGCAUUAAUGUUUUAUAUGAUAAAAAAAACUAAGGCAUAUUUGCUUGGAAGCAUGUGAAGCCAGAGAGGGUGGCUAGUGUAUUAUAAAUGUGAUGAUAUUUAUAUGUGUGUUAGACAAUCACAUACACACCAUAAUAAAAUUUAAUAAGCUUUAGCACAAAUAAUUUAAGAACAGAUUAUCUCAUAAAAUAAUUUAAAAGGUGAUUUUCUACUUAAUAUUUGUUUUAAUUUCUUAUCCCACCUGUUUAGUUUAGUUUGAGUUUAAAUUCAGAAUGUUUUUUAUAUUGUUUUUAUCUUACUUACUAUAUAAUAAUUAAUGGAAAUGUUUGUAAACAGUUUUAGAUGUUCGUUAGGAGUAAACGCAGUAACCACUGAAUGAAUUUGGAUGAAAUUUGGCACAUGGAUGGAUCAUAUUCUAGAUUAACAUAUAAGCUACUCUUUAUUUUGGCAAUUUGCUCCCAUGUGAAAUAUUAGAUUUUUAAUCCGAUUUUUCAGUAGACUGCGUUAGCGUCAUAUGGAUGAUGCUAUGGAUCAUAUUCAUUCAUUUCAUUCAGGAUAUAGAGAUUUUUUACGAGGUUAUAUCAUAAAAGUAUUAACUUGCUGUUCAUGAAUGUCAUAUAAAUAACAUAAUGUUUUAGUUAAUAUAACAAUAUUAAUAAUAUCCGAAUAAUUAAGUCAUAAAAUUAAAUAUCCGAAUAUAUAUUAAGAUCUAUUUCAUAACCAUUGCCAAGGCUCAAUGAAUUGUCAGUCCAUACAAAAUUACUUUCCGGAGAUUCGAGUAAACGAUCGAUCGAAAUAGACCAAUCGGAACACAGUUUGACAUGCUUACAAAAGAGUUAUUUUGAUUGGUCCAUUCUCGGGAUCCUCAAAGAUUUAAAUUGGAACUUUUGUUGAAAGUGGCCGUUAGUCAAACAACUUCUAGAUAUUAUAAAGAAGUGCAGGAGAAGCUUAAUAAAAUAUCUAUUUUAAUUAUUUUUUUUUUGGGUAAAGGAAAUUGUGAAACAUUUUCCAUUCGCGAUUUUAGCCUGAAAUCAUGAUAAAAUAAUUUUCAAACUAGUUUUCAAAUAAAUAUAAAAAAAUUUUUUGA